This is a messenger RNA of Cyprinus carpio (common carp), 4107 nucleotides long. RefSeq names its product GTP-binding protein 1-like. Gene Ontology annotation, biological process: translational elongation. The record is from RefSeq and is a predicted model, not a curated record. NCBI's taxonomy places the organism in Eukaryota, Metazoa, Chordata, Actinopteri, Cypriniformes, Cyprinidae. Gene Ontology annotation, molecular function: translation elongation factor activity; GTP binding; GTPase activity.
GCGUGUCUCCCAGAGGCCCCAUAUUCCUCAUACAAAAAGUGCAUGUAAACUACAUAACAGAAGACAGGUUAGACUUAAAGGCGAAAAACAAAACUUCACUCGAUCAGUCUCUUUUCCAGACUCAGGCUGGAGGAACACAUGGCGGCGACGGAGACCAGCUUAAGCCCGGCGGUGGAGUCGGUGGUGCCGGCUUGUAUGUUCGCACCUGACCAGAGCUGCGCAGAGGAUUUGCCCGGCGCUGAGCGCAACGACGCCGGCGACAACCAGAACGGGGAAGCCGAGGAUCAUUUAGACCUCACCAGCAAGUUUGCACUGGUCAGCCCUACAGGAGAGCAGUAUGACUGUUUACAAAAGCAGCUGCGAGAACGAAUAGAGGAAGGAUGCGGAGAAACCAUCUAUGUGGUUGGGAUGGGAACAGACGGUGGUGAUUAUGGUCUGGAUGAGAGGGAUAUGGAAGCAUCUGUCGCUACAGUGCAGUCACUUUGUGAACAGGUUGACGCCGACCUGAUUCUGUUGAGAGAGAGGACAGAGAUGGCAGGAUGCGUCCGCGAUUAUCUCAUCCGGCGCCGCGUGGGAGAGGCCGACUUCCUGGAAGUGAGAGUUGCGGUUGUAGGUAAUGUAGAUGCUGGUAAAAGCACACUUUUGGGUGUCCUAACCCACGGCGAACUCGACAACGGUCGCGGAUUCGCCCGCCAGAAGCUAUUCCGCCACAAACACGAGAUGGAGAGUGGCCGGACCAGCAGCGUUGGCAACGACAUCCUGGGUUUUGACCAGGAAGGGCAUGUGGUCAACAAACCAGACAGCCAUGGGGGCAGCCUGGACUGGACCAAAAUCUGCGAGAGGUCGUCAAAGGUCAUCACUUUCAUCGACUUGGCGGGCCACGAAAAGUACCUGAAGACCACCGUAUUUGGCAUGACUGGCCACCUACCGGAUUUCUGCAUGCUAAUGGUGGGAAGUAACGCGGGAAUCAUUGGCAUGACUAAAGAACACCUCGGUCUCGCUCUGGCCCUCAACGUUCCUGUUUUUGUAGUUGUAACUAAGAUAGACAUGUGUCCCGCUAACAUCUUACAAGAAACGCUUAAGUUAUUACAAAGGUUACUCAAGUCUCCAGGAUGCAGAAAAAUUCCAGUUUUGGUUCAAAACAAGGAUGACGUCAUUGUAACAGCCUCAAACUUCAGCUCAGAAAGGAUGUGUCCGAUUUUCCAGAUUUCGAAUGUGACAGGUGAAAACAUGGACUUGUUGAAAAUGUUCCUGAACCUGCUGUCUCCCAGAACGACAUUUAAAGAUGACGAGCCGCCAGAGUUUCAGAUUGAUGACACAUAUUCAGUGCCGGGUGUAGGUACUGUAGUAUCAGGAACUACUUUACGUGGAUUAAUACGGCUGAACGACACGCUGCUCCUCGGUCCAGAUCCUCUGGGCGUUUUCAUCCCCAUCAUCGUCAAAUCCAUUCACCGCAAGCGCAUGCCUGUUAAAGAAGUGCACGGUGGGCAGACGGCCUCGUUCGCCCUGAAGAAGAUCAAGCGCUCAUCAAUCAGGAAGGGAAUGGUGAUGGUGUCGCCACGCCUCAACCCACAGGCAUGCUGGGAGUUUGAGGCAGAGAUUCUCGUACUACACCAUCCGACGACGAUAUCUCCAAGAUACCAAGCUAUGGUUCACUGUGGCAGUAUCAGACAAACGGCCACCAUCAUCGGUAUGAACAAAGACUGUUUACGGACGGGGGACAAAGCCACCGUACACUUCCGUUUCAUCAAGACCCCCGAGUACUUUCACACGGACCAGAGACUCGUCUUCAGAGAGGGCAGGACCAAGGCCGUGGGCACCAUCACUAAGCUGCUUCAAAGCAAGCCUCAGGCCAAGAUGCAGUCUACCAAGAAAACCUCGUCACAGGUGGAAGGCUCUUCAUCAGCCAGCGAGGAAACCACACAGAUGGGAGGAAGCCCUCAAAUGGGACAACUGUUGAAGUCUGGUGGAAGUGGGCGACGGCGUGGCGGCAAAUGGCACAAAGCCAAAUCAGCACUGAGCAGCACUGGAACGACUCCUUCAGCAGCUGGAGUGGGCGGCAACUGAGCUUCCUCCAUCACUACUGGUCAGCUGCCUUUAAUGGUUUAAGUGAACACCAGAGGGCAGUAAAGCCUUUUUUCCCCCUUUCUUUCUUUCUUUUUUUUUUUCCAACUAAACCGGACUGAGCUAUUUCUCCCUAAUUAGAAAUGUUCAUUUCAGCUGACACAAUCGUGCCAAAACCCUGACUGACAAGCAGCUGUUGUGUUCCCCGUCCACCCUUAUCAAACCCUUUUUCUUAAUAUUCUGUCAGCCGUUGGAGUCUCGACAUCCUGUAAUAAACACCCCGAAAUCCUGGAUUUUGUAUCCGGAAUGUUUCCCUGAGGACCCAAUUAAGGAGCCUACGACUGAAUCCCUGUUUGUGUUCAGCGAUUUUGCUUUUUUUCAUGUCGUUUUCCUCCUUCAAUUGAAUUUGGCAAAUGCUAACGCAGAUGAAAGGGAGAAAUCUGUUCUGCUUGUCAAUCUCUCAUGCCCCCUCAUCCUCUUCUGAUUUUAAUGAGCGUUGUAGCUGCCGAGACGCAUAAAACCAUGGCAGAUAAAACCGGUCCCUCUCAGAGUGUCACAAAUUAGGUGGCUUUCUGCUCUCCCAUGAUGCUUUUUCAUUUUGUGACCCAGCAUCACUUUCAAAAGGUCUCACCUUUUCAACAGAGAAAUGUAUUUUUAUUUUUUUUUGGCGUAGAACGGGAAGCUAACUGAGAUGACAUAUGGCAAUUAUUUCGGAUUUCUGUUGCCACUUUCUCAUUAAAAAUUAUUUUCUGUCUACGCUUAUUUAUUCUAAACUCUUUUUAAUUUAAUUUCCCUGUGCAAGACACCCUUGAGCCAAUGAAAGCGAGGAUAGACCUUGAAUAAAAACAAAUAAAAUGACUAAUUCGCCCAAAAAAUGACAAGUCAGCAUUUAUCCACCGUUCCAAACCAGUAUGACAAUUUACUUUUUUUUUUUGUGGAAGAGAUCAACAAUAGCGUCAUUUGAGAAACAACCGAUAUUUAAGUCAUUGAUUACCGAUAUUCUUCUCGAGCUGUUAAUUGUUGUAAGCAGAUCAUUCAGGUUUUGUUACUCUAUAAUGAUUUGUAUACAAAUCUAAAAGACCUGGGGGGACGUCAAGAUUUUUUAAAACUAGUUUGUUUCUUAACUUAUGUCUUCAAAAGAGUUGAGAUAUACUGUAAAUGUCAUAUGGACCACAUUUAUGGUGCUUUUGAAGCUUGAAAGCUUAAGUUCCCAAUGUAAUUGUGACAAGAGCAACUGUUGCACAAAGGAAAGAAAGUCAUAGUGGUUUGACAUUUGGACAUUAGGAGUAAAUGAGCACAUUUUCAUUUUUUGGGUGAGCUAAUCCUUUAGAUAUGAACCUAAAUUUGAGUUAUUGCACCUAUUAAUCUGUAAUAUAUAUUCACAUAUCUGUAUGAUGCCUGUUUGGGAUUGCAUUCGGUAUGAAAUUCGUCAGGGAAAGCUGUGGUGAAAUGCUGUAAAGGUCUUGAAGUGCCCUGUUAAAAAGCCAGAAAGAUCAACGAUUAGCCGUGAAGUGGAGGAUUUAAAGUCUAUUAUAUACUGCAAUACUAAUCCAGACCAACAUAGUUCAACAUAAGAAAUAUCAAACAUUGUCUAUUAAGAUGUGGUUUCAUAAUUUCCAUUGCAAUUUUAAAAUGAAAGAAAAACUCCUACACAAUAGCUUUCAUUUACUUUGUAUUCAUGAGCCCAAUGUGUGGCGUUCACACAAGACAUCGUUCAAGGUUCUGGUUCUUGUUCUUGGGUUGAUCUGCUGUUCUUGUCUUUUGAAUCAAUAAAGGUGAACCACAAAGUCUGUACUAUCAGGGAGAUCUGUAGACAUUGAUUUUAGUUUUAUCCGAGGCAGCCAAGUAGAUUUGAACCUCUCUCUGUUUUUUUUUUUUUAAACACACGAUCUCUAAGCUCAGUCAGAAUAGCUUACAAAGACCACAUGCAAGCCCUUAAGUUAUGCAAAAUAAUUUAAUACUUUAUCUUCAGGAACCUGAAGGAUAAUAUUAUUAUAUUUUUAUUUACUUAUAUAUAUAUAUAUAUAUAUAUAUAUAUAUAUA